This is a messenger RNA of Funneliformis mosseae, 1928 nucleotides long. The record is from the annotation of a GenBank genome assembly. NCBI's taxonomy places the organism in Eukaryota, Fungi, Glomeromycota, Glomeromycetes, Glomerales, Glomeraceae.
AAUGGUUGAACUUAAAUUUAAAUACGAUGUUUUACUAUACAUCGUCAUAUCAUUAAGUUGUUUCAUUCCAAUUUCUAUACAACAAGCAUAUGAUGAUGGGGAUGGAAGUUUAUUAGAUGAUGUACCUCCGAUAUGGAUAUGUAAUGGAACGGAUCUUAAAACUCGUUCAUAUGAUGGGACCUGCAACAACUUGGUGCAUACCAAUUGGGGUGCUCCAAAUCGUGUAUUUGAUCGUGGGUUCUUUGACCCAUAUUAUGAUGAUUAUUUCACCGGUUCCCCCGUAUCAUUAAUUGACACUAGACUUAUAAGUAAUUUGUUGGCGGAUAGCGGUCAACCCCCUUCAUUUACCGGAAACCCAUUGGGCGAUGAUAUUUUAACCACCACCAGGAAGACUGUAUUUGAAACGUUCUUUGGACAAUUUAUUAAUCAUGACCUUGAGGAAGCUGCGACUCAAAGUGACGUACCUGGUUUCGUUAUCGCCGAUACAUCUGCCGACCCUGUAUUUAACAACCAGAGCAAUAACAUGUGGAAUCCUACUCAAAGCCCAUAUAUGACGAUAACCCUUUCACUUGGAAGAAUAAUAAAUUCAACGCUCUACCCAGUGAAUAAAGGAAACUCAUACCUUGACCUCUCCAACAUAUACGCAAAUAAUGAUGAUGAUGCGAUGAAAUUACGAACUCGAGAAAAUGGGAUGAUGAGUUUGUCGAAUUAUGUGACAAACGGUGGUGUAUAUAAUAAAGCGAUAUUAAACACUACGGUAGCGAACAUGGCACCAAGCCCACAGGAGACGGAUAUAUUUCCAAAUUUAUCUGCACCGCAAAUCAACGUUUUGGAUGCGAUGGUUAGUGGUGAUACUAGAGCUUCCGAAAAUAUUCAACUGGCCAUCAUUCAUACGAUUUGGAUAAGGGAACAUAACUUUCAAGCACAAAAAAUACUCCAAGAAAAUCCUGAUUUGGCGGGAAAAGAUGAGGAGAUUUAUCAAAGGGCACGUAGAAUUACAAUAGCGGAAUAUCAACAUGUGGUAUUUGAUGAAUAUUUACCCGCCGCAAUCGGAUUUAAGAUGCCCCAAUAUGCCGGUUACGAUGAAAACAUUUACGUCGAUACAACUACCUAUUUCUCGACCGCGGCAUUUCGCUAUGGUCAUUCUAAUGUUCGUCCUUAUAACAUCGUUGAUGGUUGUACCGGCGAAUUGGUCGCUUUACAUCCGGAUUAUGAACCGACAAGUUCUCAUCCAAAUAGGUUCUUUUACGUUGGUAGAUCUAUUGGCGUCGAUCCCCCGCCAAACUCUGGAUUAACGCGUGAACAAUUGGACUAUACGCCUGCUCGUAUGAUCGCUUUGGCCUCUGGUACCGGUAACGGUGUUGAUAACAUUGUCACCAGUAUGUUGAGAGAACCGACUGCAGAAUUUGAUAUUAUGUUUUCUAAUGCUCUCAGGCAUAUGCCUGGUAUCAUCGAUUUAUUCGCUAUAGAUAUUGCAAGAGGCCGAUUGAAUGGACUUCAACCUUAUAAUGAAUAUCGAAAAGCCUAUCAUCCAGCAGGAGACGUAUAUAAUAACCGAGCGUGUGACAUCAAUGCAGCUGAGGAUCCCGUUGAAUGUUUCUCAGUAAUCACAUCAAAUGUAACUUUAGCGUCAAACCUUCAAUACCUUUAUAAAAAAGUGAACUUUAUUGACGCAAUAGUUGGUAUGUUUGCGGAAGAUAAACAGGCCUCAACAUCUCCACUUCCACCAACGAUCACUAACAUACUUCGAGAAGAAUUUGAAAAGAAACGUAUGGGUGAUAGAUUUUGGUACGAAGGAAAGGAAUUUACAGCACAAGAAAUUGCGGCUAUUAAAGCUGUUACCAUGAAACAAAUCAUUGAAAGAAAUACGAAUGUUAUCAAUGUGCAAGUUAAUCCUUUCAAAAAUCCCGGUGCAAACGAAACUCCAC